This is a messenger RNA of Apaloderma vittatum (bar-tailed trogon), 2280 nucleotides long. Its product is annotated as macrophage mannose receptor 1-like. The transcript is spliced from 17 exons. The annotation marks the transcript as partial. Gene Ontology annotation, molecular function: signaling receptor activity. Lineage: Eukaryota; Metazoa; Chordata; Aves; Trogoniformes; Trogonidae. The record is from RefSeq and is a predicted model, not a curated record.
AGGAACAACGGCUAUUAUCAUCAGCAUUUCUGGAUGGGCUUAUAUUACUUGAAUCCUGAUGAUGGCUUUGUUUGGAGUGAUGGAUCUCCAGUGAGGUAUGAAAACUGGGGCUUUGGAGAACCCAAUAAUUAUCAAGGAAUUGAGCUUUGUGCAGAGAUCAGUGGCGAUUCCAGCAUGCUUUGGAACGACAGGCACUGUGAUUAUCUGUAUGGAUGGAUUUGCCAGAUAAGAAAAGGGGCAAGUGUAAAGCCUGAACCAACAGAAUCUCCUGCACCCAAAUAUAAGACUACUGAGGAUGGGUGGAUUAUACAUGAAGACAAACAAUAUUAUUUCAGCACAGAGAGUGUUCCUAUGGAAAAAGGUCGGGAGUUCUGCAAAACGAACUUUGGAGACCUUGCUGUCAUUGAGAGUGAAAGUGAAAGAAAGUUCCUCUGGCGAUAUAUCUUGAAAAAUGGGAGAGAGGAGUCAUAUUUCAUUGGUUUACAACUGAGUGUUGACCAACGGACAAGCUGGAUGGAUGGCACCCCAGUGAAUUAUUUGGCCUGGGCACCACAUGAGCCUAACUUUGCAAAUAAUGAUGAAAACUGUGUAGUUAUGUAUAAGAAUUUAGGAUUUUGGAAUGAUAUAAACUGUGGUUAUCCAAAUCCUUACAUAUGUGAAAGGCACAACAGUUCCGUUAAUUCAACCGUUCCUCCAACAACAUUUUCAACUCCAAAAGGAUGUCAUCCAGCUUGGCUUUCCUUUCAUAAUAAGUGUUACAAAAUAUUUGGAUCCACAGAAGAUGAACGUGUCACUUGGCAUGCUGCACGAACUGCUUGCAUGAAUUUAGGAGGAAACCUGGCCUCUAUCCCUAAUGAACAAGUGCAAGCUUUCCUCACCUUCCACAUGAAAGAUUUUGUGGCUGAUACAUGGAUUGGAUUAAAUGAUAUAAAUCAUGAACUGAGGUUCCUCUGGACAGAUGGAACAGGAGUUUAUUUUACAAACUGGGCCAAAGGCUUCCCAUCAGGACAUAUGGAUUUAUACUCAUAUGAUGGCCAGGCUGAUUGUGUUGUUAUGAGAAACAAUCCAGUUAAGGAAGCAGGGAAGUGGGCUGAUGAGAGUUGUGAUAACAACAGAGGAUAUAUAUGCCAAAUUAAUGCAGAUGCUGAUCUUCUGCCUCCUACAAGUUCAUCUCCAUCCAGCGUUAUCCGUUAUGGUAACAGUAGUUAUUUGUUCAUCCGUACCAAAAUGAAAUGGGAGGAUGCACGAAAAAACUGCAAACGUGAUCAAUUUGAUCUUUCCAGCAUCUUAGACCCCUACAGUCAUUCAUUCCUGUGGCUAAAGAUACUAAAGUAUGGAGUGCCUAUAUGGAUUGGUCUUAACAGUAAUGUGACUGAUGGGCGUUACGAAUGGAUUGAUAACUGGAGAAUGAAGUAUACUAAAUGGGCUGAAGGGGAGCCAAAGCAGAAAAUAGGCUGUGUCUAUCUCGAUGUUGCUGGAGCCUGGAAGACAGGAUCCUGCAAUGAAAGUUACUUCUCUGUUUGCAAAAAAAGUGAUGUUCAAGCUCCCACUGAGCCUCCUCAGCUUCCAGGAAAGUGCCCUGAAUCAGAAGGACACAAGUCUUGGAUCCCUUUCCGAGGUCAUUGCUACUACAUUGAGUCUUCAUCUACAAGAAAUUGGGCCCAGGCAUCUUUAGAAUGCCUACGACUAGGUGCCUCUUUGGUAUCAGUUGAAGACUCAGCUGAAGCCAACUUUCUGGCAUACACCAUUGAACCACUUGAAGGGAAAACAUCAACUUUUUGGACAGGAAUGUACAGAAAUGUGGAUGGAGAAUGGUUGUGGCUAGACAACACUGCAGUGAAUUUUGUCAACUGGAAUGUAGGAGAACCUUCCCCUCAACAAAAUGAACACUGUGUUGAAAUGUACGCAAACUCUGGGUACUGGAAUAAUAUCUAUUGCUCUUCCUACAAAGGCUAUGUUUGUAAAAAGCCAAAAACAAUUGAAGUGCCACCAGCAGUUGAAAUGCCACCAGCUGAAAUACCAACAAAGGCAAUGACAAAAGACGAGAAGGCUCAUACUCUGAACCAUAGUAAAACAGGAAUUGUAGUUAUUGUUGCCAUCCUUGUCCUAGUUGGAAGUGGCAUUGCAGGCUAUCUCUUCUACACAAGAAGAAAGAAUCACUUGUCAACAAAUGACAGCUUUGAGAACAAUUUGUAUUUUAACAGUGAUUCAGUUCUUGGAACUAGUGACACAAAGGAUCUUGUGACCAACAUAGAACAGAAUGAACAUGCGACACUGUAA